Hemicordylus capensis (graceful crag lizard) is the source of this 3144-nucleotide messenger RNA. RefSeq names its product hepatocyte growth factor-regulated tyrosine kinase substrate (gene HGS). Gene Ontology annotation, molecular function: phosphatidylinositol binding; metal ion binding; ubiquitin binding. The transcript has 21 exons. The coding region runs from base 103 to 2397 and encodes 764 amino acids. The record is from RefSeq and is a predicted model, not a curated record. NCBI's taxonomy places the organism in Eukaryota, Metazoa, Chordata, Lepidosauria, Squamata, Cordylidae.
GUUGAGCGGAAGCCGGAAGCAGGGCCUAGGCUACGGAAACGGAUCGGAGGCAGACUAGAGGGAGCAGUAGUCGGUCUUAUCUGUUCUUGAGCGAAGAGCGCGAUGGGGCGAGGCGGCGGCACCUUCGAGCGGCUUCUAGAUAAAGCUACCAGUCAACUUCUGCUGGAGACAGACUGGGAGUCCAUCCUGCAGAUUUGUGAUAUGAUUCGUCAGGGUGACACCCAGGCUAAAUAUGCUGUAAGUGCAAUAAAGAAGAAAGUCAAUGACAAGAAUCCUCAUGUGGCUCUCUACGCACUAGAGGUCUUGGAGUCUGUGGUAAAGAAUUGUGGUCAAACAGUCCAUGAUGAAGUGGCCAACAAAGUGACUAUGGAAGAAUUGAAGGAGCUGCUGAAGAGACAAGUCGAGGCCAAUGUUCGCAACAAGAUCCUUUACCUGAUUCAGGCAUGGGCUCAUGCCUUCCGCAAUGAGCCCAAGUACAAAGUGGUUCAGGACACUUAUCAGAUCAUGAAGGUGGAAGGUCACGUUUUCCCAGAAUUCAAGGAGAGUGAUGCCAUGUUUGCAGCAGAAAGGGCUCCUGACUGGGUGGAUGCAGAGGAGUGUCACAGAUGCCGGGUCCAGUUUGGGGUGGUGACUCGCAAGCAUCACUGUCGGGCGUGUGGGCAGAUCUUCUGUGGGAAGUGCUCUUCCAAGUGCUCCACCAUUCCCAAGUUUGGCAUAGAGAAGGAGGUGCGGGUGUGUGAGCCUUGCUAUGAGCAUCUCAACAAGAAAGCAGAAGGGAAAGGAUCUGCCAGCACAGAGCUUCCUCCUGAGUACUUGACCAGUCCUCUUUCCCAGCAAUCCCAGCUGCCUCCCAAGCGUGAUGAAACUGCCCUGCAGGAGGAGGAGGAGCUGCAGCUGGCAAUUGCACUGUCCCAGUCUGAGGCAGAGGAGAAGGAAAGGAUGAGACAGAAAAGUACAUAUUCCACAUAUCCCAAGGCCGAGCCAGCACCCACCACCUCAUCCACCCCUCCAGUCAGCACCCUCUAUUCCUCACCUGUGAACUCCUCUGCACCUCUAGCUGAGGACAUUGACCCUGAGCUGGCUCGGUACCUGAACCGCAACUAUUGGGAGAAGAAGCAGGAGGAGGUGCGCAAAAGCCCCACCCCAUCAGCUCCGCUGUCCAUGGGGGAGCCACCCACCCAGUCCGCUGAAGUUCAGCCUGCCCCACUCAGUGUGGUGGAGCAGCAAUACCAAAAUGGUGAGACUGAUGAGAGCCACGAGCAGUUCCUCAAGGCCCUGCAAAAUGCCGUCACCACCUUUGUCAACCGCAUGAAGAGCAACCAUUUGCGGGGCCGGAGCAUCACCAACGACUCAGCGGUACUCUCGCUCUUCCAGUCCAUCAACAGCAUGCACCCUCAGCUCCUGGAGCUGCUGAACCAGCUGGAUGAGCGCCGCUUGUACUAUGAGGGACUUCAAGACAAACUUGCCCAGAUUCGGGAUGCACGAGGAGCCCUGAAUGCUCUGCGGGAGGAGCAUAGAGAGAAGCUGCGCCGUGCUGCUGAGGAGGCAGAACGGCAGCGCCAGAUCCAGCUAGCUCAGAAGCUUGAGAUCAUGCGCCAGAAGAAACAGGAAUACUUGGAGAUGCAACGGCAGCUGGCUAUCCAGCGCCUUCAGGAGCAGGAAAAGGAGCGCCAGCUGCGGCUGGAGCAACAGAAGCAAACGAUCCAGAUGAGGGCCCAGAUGCCUGCUUUCUCCCUGCCUUAUGCUCAGUUGCAGGCCAUGCCUGCUGCUGGUGGGGUCAUCUAUCAGCCAUCAGGCCCCACAAGCUUCCCAGGCACCUUCAGCCCAGCAGGCUCUGUGGAAGGCUCGCCCAUGCACACUGUGUACAUGAGUCAGCCCCCCCAAGGCAGCACUGGGCCCUACUCUGCGAUGCCUGUGGCAGGAACAGAUCCAAACAUGGUGAGCACCUACAUGUACCAAGCAGGCACUAACACUGCACAGACGGCUCCACAAGGGCAGGCGGUGCCCACCACUAAUCCUGCCUAUUCUUCCUACCAGCCUACGCCUACCCAGGGCUUGCAGAAUGCAGCUGCCCCCUCACAGACCCAAGCUAUCCCUGCCAUGACACAGCCUCCGCAGUCUGGUGGUACAAUGGGUUACAUGGGCAACCAGUCUGUCUCCAUGGGCUACCAGCCCUACAACAUGCAGAGCCUCAUGUCAACCCUCCCUGGCCAGGAACCAGGUUUGAGUAGCCUGCCACCCCAACAGCCUUACUUGUCAGGACAGCAACCGAUGUAUCAGCAGAUGGCACCCCCCGGAGGCGCCCCACCACAACAGCCCCCUCCCCAGCAGGCUCCAGCCCAGGUGCAGCAAGCACAGGGGGGCAGCGGAGAGGCUCAGCUGAUUUCCUUUGACUAAGAACCUCUUGGCUUACGAAGAAGGGGAGGGGUGGGUUUCUGAGACAUUGUAACACUACCAUCUGUUGGUCACUGCUGUACUCUCUACACCAUUGCUGUUACCUUGUGCCAUCCCCCAUGUGGGGAAGGGAGGGCAGAGCCCCUAGUCCUAGAUAGUCUCCUACUAGCUACCCACCCCCCUAACUGGCACUUCCCCUGCAUUCCUGUCUAAAAUGCUGCUAACAGAGCCUUCUGGGUUGGAGUAAGAGGCAACCAUGUUCAAAGGAUGCGACAUGUUGCUCCGUUACGGUGGCGGCCCACAGCCCCACUCACCUAGUUUCACUUUCACUGGGUAACAGAGCACAGCUUUGCAGUCACUCACAUGUGCACCCUUACCAGGCCCAGAGCUUUCCUCUCGUGUGGGGAAUGGCAUUCACGCAUGCUCCAAAGCCAGAGUAAAUACGGUCCAACCCACAGCAUGGCCUGGGCCUGUACACACACACUCACAGCACUCCCUCUGGUUGACAAGAUGUAAUCAAGUGGCCUUCACUCUGACCAACACUACUUCCCAUGAACCUAGAAUUUUCCAUCUUCCCUACCAUGCCUUUUGAGAACCCACUACUUUGAGCAGAGGCUUCCCCGAGCCUGUAUCUCUUUUCCACAUUCUUUCUCCACCUGAUUAUCCUCCCUGCUUUUGAAGACUCACCUCUCAUAUUUAGUGCUGGUGUAGACAGAAUGGAACCAGUGACAAUAAAGUAUUUAAAGCGUU